GCGUACGAUGCCACCGUGCUGGCGGCGGCGUACUCCGGCCCUCAGCUGGACAUCCUGAUCGAUCAGGGCCGUGACGAUCAGUUCCUGUCAGCCAGCCAGCUGCUGCCCGACAACCUGAUCGCCGUCUGCUCCAAGAAGAAGAUCCCCGUCGUCUUCAGACUGCAGCCGGGCUACGACCACAGCUACUUCUUCAUCUACUCCUUCAUGAGCGACCACAUCAAACACCACGCCAAGUUCCUCAACGCCUGAACCGCUGACACCACUGAAGAAGAGGACGGUGCAGCUCUGCCGCUCUCCUGACAUUAAUCACAUCACUUCCUGCAGGAUGAAUUACAGUAACAGCACCUGUCAGCCGGGUGUCAAAUUCUCUAAGAAAAUGAGUCUGAAGCUUUUGUGCCUUUAGUUUAAAAGCACUUACUAUCGUAAAGUCUCCGAUAUUUAAAGAUAUUUUUGUGUAACUUCACAGGAAACGUUUCCUUUUUUCUUGACAGUGAUCAUGUGGAUUUUCCAGCUUGUCAGGCGCAUUUUUGAGCAUUAAAAGUCUCAUUUGAGUCA
Molecule: messenger RNA, 555 nt
Organism: Plectropomus leopardus (leopard coralgrouper)
Lineage: Eukaryota; Metazoa; Chordata; Actinopteri; Perciformes; Serranidae
Source: RefSeq, a predicted model, not a curated record